CCCGCGGCGGCGAUGGCGGCGCGAGGGCGCGCGGCGGCGGCGGCGGCGGCGAUGGCGGAGCGGCGGCUGCCCAGCCCCGAGCAGUUCGCGGGGCAGAGCUGGAGCGCCUGGGUGCAGCGGGCCGGGCCGCCGGCCGAGCCGGGAUCAGGGUUGGAGCUGGAGGAGAGUGGGAAGAGCUGUGGCAAGAAACUGGAGGCCAUGACCCUGAUUAAGGAAGACAUGAACAUCUUUGGCCACUGCCCGGCGCACGACGAAUUUUACCUGGUGGUUUGCAACCAUUGCAGCCAGGUGGUGAAGCCCCAGGCCUUCCAGAAACACUGUGAACGCCGCCAUGGCCCUCUCAGCAAGCUGUAUGCCCGCGCCACCGCCAACACCAAGUGCCACGUCGCUGUCAACGGGCAGCCGGCAGCCGGCAUGAGCCCCAGCACGGCCAAGGCACCGCGGGAAAAGCCCCUCGGUGCCCGCGGGCGAGCCCAGCCCCUUCCCGAGCGGCCAGACAAGGACAACAACCUCUGCUUGUUCGUGCCCGUGGUCAACCUGGAGAAGAUUCCCAGCAUGCCCAAACCGGAUGGGCACAGGAUCAAGGUGCCCCCCAAAGCCGUACCCACCAACUCCAAGGAACCCCCCCUGGGGAAACCCGCCACGGCCGCGGUGCCGAAAGAGCCCCCAGGGCCGGCUGGGGGCAGGGGGGAUUUGGCGAUGAUGCCUGCCGACGGCCCCGGGUGCAAACCGGAGAGCGUGCCCGCCCUGGGGGAGAAGGAUGCGGGUGCCUCCAAGCCGCCCCCCAGAUCCCACAAGAAGCUGGCGCGCAAGGAGUGCGACCUGAACCGGCAGUGUGGUGUGCUCAACCCCGACACCAACAAGAUCUGCACCCGCCUGCUGACCUGCAAGAUCCACUCGGUCCACCAGCGGCGCGAGGUGCAGGGGCGAGCCAAGGACUUUGAUGUGCUGGUGGCCGAGCUGAAGGCCAGCGCGCGCAAAGGCGAGACCCCAAAAGAGAGGAGCCCCCCCGUAAAGGAGCCGCUGCCUCUCGCCGUGCCCCCCAGCGCCUCUCCCUGCCGAACCAAGCCCCCCCACUUCCACUGCCCCCUCCCCAGGUCGCGGCUUUCCUCCGACAGCGAUGGUGAGGAUGCGCCGGCUGCCUCUGGGGAGGGGGGCGCGGGGCUGUUCCCCCUCCCCUUGCCCAAGGGAGGCAGCUGGGGGUCCAGCGAGGAGAGCGAGGAAGAAGGGGGCGAGGAGCCCCCCCCGGACCCCACACGCCCUCCACGGCCACAAGCGUUCUGCACCUUCGGGAGCCGCCUCGUCAGCCCAGGCUGCUACGUCUUCAACCGGCGCCUCGACCACUUCUGCUCGGCGCUGGGCUCCAUGCUCGAGCGGCACCGCAGCUCCCACAGGUGGAGGAAGAUCCCUCCAGCCGCUGACCCCCCCCUCCACGGCCCCCUGCCCCCCCCCACCGCCGCUGCUCCCCCCUGCGACCCCGCUGCCCCCAGUCCCUCGGCAGCGGCGCUGGCCCCCUCCGGCCCCCAUCUCCCCCCCAGCCCCAACUACCCAGGGGGGUCCCCACCCGCAGCAGCCGCCUGCAGCCACCCCGAAAGCGCCGGGGGGGGCACGCAGGCCAUCACCUCCCCCCUCCCCGCCAACACCCCCUCGCCCUCCUUCAGCAAGUUGCCUUCCACGAAGGCCAGCAGAGCGGCCUUGGACACCCGCAAACGGAAGCCCCCCCUCGCCACCGGGGCCCCCCCUUAUAAACGGACCAAUUUGGGGGAUGGGGGUAAAGAUAACCCCCUCCCCUGUCAGGUUUUGCCCCCCCCGGGUAAAAUGAAAGCCACCCCUUUGGGUUGCUCAGCUGCUUCUUCCCCCGGCAUUGUUAACGGCGUGACGCGGGUGAAGCGAUUCACCCCCCCUGAACCCCAAAACCCAGGGGUGCCACCCCUGCUGCCCCCCCCGCGCUGCAUCUCUGAGGAUGAGGUGAAGAAACGUAAGAAUUCGGCCACGUAUUGCCGGUCUGGCAAAGGCAAGGCUGCGCUCCCCCCGCCCGCCCCCCCAGCGCCCCCCGCCUCAGCACCCCCAGACUCGGGGGGCUCCAUCCGCAUGAAGAAGCCGGGGACCCUCCCCACCUUCGAGGAGAAGCGGAGCAGCUUGAAGUCCAAAGCUCAUUAACGGAGGGGCCACCGGGGCCACCAGGGCCACCUGGCACGGUGUCCCCCACAUCCCUGCCCCGGAAAAUGCCGCAAAUUGAUGAAAGAGGGGGGGAAAAAGAAGAAAAAAAAAUCCACCAACACUGCAAGGAGGUGAGAAGGGAACUCCGACCUCGAGCCAAAUACCUCAAGACUCUCAGUUCUGAUCUCUUGCUGCUAAAUCAGCCCCCCGGGAGAGGAGGGGGCACCGGCCACCGGGCCACCACCAGCCACCGGGCCACCCCCGGGCACCACCGGCCGCAGAUAUUUAUAAGAGUUAUUAUUG
This is a messenger RNA of Cuculus canorus (common cuckoo), 2463 nucleotides long. RefSeq names its product ataxin 7 like 2 (gene ATXN7L2). Lineage: Eukaryota; Metazoa; Chordata; Aves; Cuculiformes; Cuculidae. The transcript is spliced from 11 exons. The coding region runs from base 13 to 2160 and encodes 715 amino acids. The record is from RefSeq and is a predicted model, not a curated record.